CUUAACAUUUUAGGUUUCCAUAUAUAUACCACAAAUAUCCACAAGCCAAGUAAGGAGAUCAGUGAGACUAUUGAUUAAAAUAGAGAGAAAAAUGGAGUACAACCACCAAGAAAUUACACAACUCUUAAGUUCUUCAGAUGCAGAAAAUAGGCAAGUUGUAAUAUCCAUGUCAGUCGUGGAAGAAGAUAUAACAAAGUUGUAUGAGGCAUCAAAGAUUGGAUGUGUAGAAACCUUGAAGACACUCAUUCAACAACAUCCUUAUCUCAUUCAAAAAGCUUCAAUCUAUACAAUUGAGACUCCAUUAUUGCAUGUCUCAGUUUCUCAUGGCUACCUUGAAUUCACUCAAGUGCUUUUGAAUCACAACCCUCAACUUGCUGCUGAAGUUGAUGUCUAUCAAAGAACACCACUCCAUAUAGCUUGUGCAAAUGGAUGUAUUGAGAUGGUUAGAGCUAUGUUGGAGAAGAACACAAGUGCUUGUUUGGUUGAAGAUCAUAAUGGCUUCAUUCCUCUUCACUAUGCAGUGACACGUGGGAAUAUUGAGAUGAUGGAAUUGUUGAUAAAUGCAAGACCGCAAUCUAUUUUGAUGAAGCUGAACAACGGUAAAACUGUUCUACAUUUAUGUGUUGAAGGAAACCAUUUGGAGGGAUUGAAGCUAUUAAUUGCUCAAACAUUAUUAUUAUUUGAAGACUUUCUCAACACGGUGGAUGAUGUAGGCAAUACAAUUUUGGAUUUGUCUGUGAUGUUGCGACGAAUUGAGAUGGUAGGGUAUUUACUCACAAUUCCAGAAGUAAAUACUAGAACAAGCAUGACCGAUUUUUCAUCAUCAAAUAGGAGAAAAAGGCUCCAAUCACGAAAGAUCACAAUAACGAAAAGCCUCCAAAGACAAAGACGAGAAUCGAUAUCGUUGUGGACGACCAAAAAAUUGAAAAGACGAACGUUCGAUAAAAUGAGUAAGAAAUUGGAGUACCAAGGGGAUUGGGUUCAUGAAGUGCAAGACACAAUGAUGCUAGUAGCGACUGUGAUCGCAACUGUGACUUUUCAAGGGGGAGUGAAUCCUCCCGGCGGCAUUUGGCAACAAGACACUUCAUUCAAUUAUUCCGAUUUCAACAAUAGUACAAAUUCUUGGAAUCAAUGGUUCAAGAGCUUAAGCUUAUAUGAUGAUUUGACUAAUACCAUCAACCCCAACAACAACCUAACUGUAUUAUUUCCAGCUGGAACUGGAGUGAUGGGAUACCAACAACCCCAAAUAUAUUGGAUAUACUUAUGCGUUAACACAAUAUCGUUCUUGGCAUCAGUGAGCGUGAUUUUGAUGAUCGUGGGUCGAUUUCCACUAAAAAACAGGAUUUUUAGUUGGAUAUUAUCCUUAACCAUGUGCACAGCGGUGGUAUCCUUAGCAAUUGGAUAUUUGAUCGGAGUUAAAAUGAUCAAUCUCAUGGCAAUUGAAGAUUAUAUUAAGUUCAAUGAAUUCGACAACGUGUUGCCUUCAACAGUUUUCUGCUGGCUUGGGGUGGUUGGAAUGGUUGGGCUAUGGCAAGUUGCUCACUUUCUCAAGUCCUUAUUUCACAUCUUCACAUCUAAGCUCAAACCUCACAUAUAGCUUCAAGGGUAAACUCAGGAACAAACCUCUUCCAAUCCACACAACUUAGUUAAAGAUGGAUGGAGUAAGUAAGUAUAUCAAUUAUUAUUGAUUCUAUUGAGUUUGUAUACUAAAUAAAAGAAAUAUACAUAAUAUUGAACUUUGCAUUUCUGUUUUAUAUGGAUAUACAAUAUAUAUAUGUGACUAAUCGCAUUUGUUUGCUGGA
This is a messenger RNA of Cucumis sativus (cucumber), 1802 nucleotides long. RefSeq lists its product as uncharacterized. Bases 92 to 1597 code for a protein of 501 amino acids. The record is from RefSeq and is a predicted model, not a curated record. The transcript has 2 exons. Gene Ontology annotation, cellular component: plasma membrane. Gene Ontology annotation, molecular function: protein phosphatase 1 binding; protein phosphatase regulator activity. Lineage: Eukaryota; Viridiplantae; Streptophyta; Magnoliopsida; Cucurbitales; Cucurbitaceae.